CUCUCUUAUCAGACGUUCUAUCCCCGUCCCUCCUCCGCACCGCCCUCUGCACCGCCCCACCAUCACUCCCUCGCGUCACUCCUUAAGCUUGCUGAGGAGAGAGCUCCGCUGGCAGGGAGAGAGUGAGGCAAGAGCUCUCCCCUCACGCAACACAAAGCCAGGCCCAGCAGUCCUCCCUCCAGGCUCCAGCUCAGGUGAAUUCAGUUGCCCUCGAGCCGUCUUCUGAGGAGGGUGUCACUGCCUUUCCUCCGGUCGAGCCUCGAGUGUGGCUUGAAAAAGAGACCUUCACACGCGAGCACUCCUGGACUGGCAAUUAGGAAAGACAUCGAAGGAAAAAAAAAAGCGAUUGUACUGAUGAAAGGAAUAAAAACACAGCCACCUAGACAAGCAAAAAUAUACUUAGGCUGUUAGAAGAGGAAUAAUAGUAAUAAUACAAAUAACAAUGAAAGGAAAUCUGUUUUCUCCCUCCCUCGCCGAGUGUAGUGAAGUGACGUGAAAUUCGCUUUUUAAUUUGUAAGACACCUGAGCGAGACAGCCAAGAGUGGUGCCAGUGCUGCAUCCGCCACUACUGUCACCACUGCCCCGCAUCCGUCAACAAUCAGUGCUGUGGUUGACUCUGCCGCGACGCUUUGGGAACUGUAACAACAGCAGCAGCAGCAGCAGCACGUGACGCAGCAGACAGCAGAGGCCUCGUCCAUCACUGUCACCACCGCCGGCGCCUCCGUCAGUAGCUGUCACGCGUCCAAUCCAGUCUCCGCCGCUCCCUACUCGCCUCCGCCCGCAUCCUCCCCGCCAUUAUCCACGGGACAGAUCCUGCUCAGUCCACACGAGGGAAGAGACAUGGAUGAGGGUAAUAUUAGCAACAGUGGCAUCCCCUCACCCCCUGCUGUUUCUCCCUCCCCAAUGCCGCCACAGUCGCACACUAUCUCCCACAGCGAUAUGGGAAAGCCGCGCCCGCCGCACUCCGCGUCCCAUAAACAGACGGUAUUUGACGGGGAGGGAGUCUUCACCAUCACGCGGUCCCCGUCAGUGGUGACCCAGCAGCCCUCCCUCACCGUCCUGCCCCACCAGCCCCACGACGAGGAUCACGACGAUCUCCACAAUAAUAACAUCAUCAACACCAACAACAAGGAGGUCUCGGAGAAGUACCAACUCGGCCUUGACCCCCUCAAAGAUGGCAGUAACAAGAAAGACACCACCGCCCCUGUCACCAACACGGUACAUGCUGCAGGUGUCGCCGCGGCUUUUGGUGGUGGUGCUGUUGUUGCCAGUACCGCCGCCGCCGCCGCCAGUGCAGCCGACGACCCGUGCAGCGCUUACAUGAGACGGGUAUGCUGUGAGGCGCUGUGUGACCCGCUGUGUCUCAUGUGCUGUCUGGCCUGCAAUGCUGACUGCUGUUCUGGAUGCGCCAAUCUCGAUCUCUGCUGUUUAUUGUGCCACAUAUGUACUCGUUUAUAACUGUCUAUGUUUGUGUGUGUGUAUGUUUUUAUAUCUGUGUAUAUGCAUGUUAGUGGGGGAAGGAUGGACAGAAAAGGAUCUCUGUUUUAAUUUAAAUUUUUACGUAUUUAUUGAUUUUUUACUCUAUUAGCAGUGGUUAGUACAUUUAGUGAAGUGGAAAGAUUAUAGUACAGUUAUUUGUCCCUCUUUUAUAGUUAAUCUGAUGACUUCAUGUACCGUUCAGCUCCCUCGCUCUAGAGAGAUUGUGUUUCGCCACAGACAGCUAAUUUUGGUUACUGAUCUUAUAUACCGUACUGUACCUGUGUGUGUGUGUGUGUGUGUGUGUGUGUGUGUGUGUGUGUGUGUGUGUGUGUGUGUGUGUGUGUGCACGCACCAGUUUUCAUUUACUUUUAUCAUCAUCAUCAUCAUCAUCAUCAUUAUUAUUAUCUAGGUGUCCUCCACAAGUGAUCCUUCCUCCCUCCCCCCGACCGCUCUCUCUCUCUCUCUCUCUCUCUCUCUCUCUCUCUCUCUCUCUCUCUCUCUCUCUCUCUCUCUCUCUCUCUCUCUCUCUCUCUCUCUCAAUUACGAUUUCGAUUUUUCUCAAGGUUAAAACACUGAGUGAAGUGAAGAGGUCCUUCAUUUUUUUUUUUUUCUUUUCUUCUCUUUUCUUUUAUGGUUCUGAAAUGGUGACGAGAAGUUUAUAGAGACCGAGUGUGUGUGUGUGUGUGUGUGUGUGUGUGUGUGUGUGUGUGUGUGUGUGUGCAUGCAUGUCAUUUGCCUCCGGUCGUCUGCUGUUCACCUACGAUCAUCUGUUGGUCACCCAGCCAGCCAUUCCCCGACCGGUAGAACAGAACAGUCACACGUUACACACCGGGACGGCGGGGACAGCGAGGCCACAACCCCUCGUGUUACAUCCCGUACCUACUUGCUGCCAGGUGAACAGGGGCUACACAUUGAUUUAGAGGCUCUCCCAUCUGCCUCGCCGCGCCCAGGACUCGAAUCCGGGUGGUAGAUUUCCGUUUUGCUCUCAGUAUUCGGCGCGUUACUCCUGAAUAUCCUUAGAUUAGGUUAGGUUUAGGUUAGUUCAAGAUAAAUUACGUUUGCUGUCAUGUAACUUUAUCUGGGAUUCACAAUGAGACUAUUUUUUAGAAAAUCCUAUGAUCAGUUUCGGAGGGUAUGACCGCGCGUCAUGCUUAGGGGAACCAUCAAACUCCCAUGCACUUCGGAAAUAUGCACCCUGUAGAGCCGAGCGUGCUAAUCACUUCACUACGCGGUGUGUGUGUGUGUGUGUGUGUGUGUGUGUGUGUUUCUGGAUGCUCUACUCACUCUUGGGUUUUUUUGUUUCUCCAUCUCCUCCUCCUCCUUCUCCUCGUUCUAUUCUUCCUGUAUUCAGUGUACCAGUUAUUGCCACGUUUGCGUCGUGCCUUACCUGGUGUCGUGCGGUUUUGGCAACAUUACUCGUUAUGAAUGAUUACAUGUGUUAUCUUUUAAGGAAUUAAGGCCUCUUUCUUGCUGUCCAUGUCACUGGUAAAAAAAAAAAAAAUCUAUAUUUUACAUUUACGUAUAAAGUAUUUACAAUUAAGAUGACGUAAUCCAGAGUGAAUUAGUUUAAUUAUUUAUCAAAGUAACAUUUGUGUAGAUUUCCAUUGUACCAAUAUUAUCUUUAUCCAUUAAUGAUAGGUACAGUUGUCCGGUGUAGUGACGCCAUAAAAAAAUCAUAAAUAAAUAAAUAAAACUACCAGGUACUUGACUCAGUUCUUUUUGGUCUUCACGAGGCUCUCGAUACAAAGCAAGGUCAUCAGUCAUGCAUUAAUGUCUUCUCGAUUUGUAAACAAGACAUUCACCACACCACGGCCAGCAUUCCUAGGUGAUGUUUUGUUCUCUCAGGAAGACUUUUUCAAAGGGUACAGAGAUGUAGUAGGCUGUCUCACGGGUAUUGUUGUGGAGUCUUCGUGAAACUGUCACUACCAUCAUGAAAGCGCGUCCUUGAAAACUUAACUGAAUUAAGUAUCAUUAAAAUAAGAAGCUAAAACGUUUUCAGAAUACGGACCUCUGUGAUGUUACUGGUUUAUAUCGACUGUAUAAAAAAAUAAGGACAGUCAUAUUAAUAAACAAAAUGGGAGAAUAACUGUAUAUCAUUAUAAACCGAGUAGUAUAAGCUGUCGGAGAAGGGGAAACUCCUAAAUUCAAAACUAAUCCUUAAAACCAUCGCCAUUUUGAACCCCUUGGAUAGAAUAUUACUUUUUUUUUUUUCUGUAGUAGGAUAAUUACUGUACACCACAUAUCAUAAUUUUGUAGCAUUUCCUUAUUAAACUGAGUACAAAA
Molecule: messenger RNA, 3762 nt
Organism: Scylla paramamosain (green mud crab)
Lineage: Eukaryota; Metazoa; Arthropoda; Malacostraca; Decapoda; Portunidae
Exons: 4
Coding region: 841-1458 (205 amino acids)
Source: RefSeq, a predicted model, not a curated record